Messenger RNA from Trifolium pratense (red clover), 809 nucleotides. RefSeq lists its product as uncharacterized. NCBI's taxonomy places the organism in Eukaryota, Viridiplantae, Streptophyta, Magnoliopsida, Fabales, Fabaceae. The coding region runs from base 158 to 457 and encodes 99 amino acids. The record is from RefSeq and is a predicted model, not a curated record. The transcript is spliced from 4 exons.
GUUUGUUUACUUGGGUUUUACGGAUCAUUGUAUGCGCAGUUGAAUCCGCAACUUAUUUUGUUCACUCUCUCAAAACACAACAACACCACUUUUCUCAAUCUUCAACUCUCUAGAAGACGAAAACGUUUGAGAUUCGAUUGAAUAGUAAUAAUUAUCAAUGGCGAGUAGUUGGAGAAGAACUUUGGGUAACGCAAGAUCGUUCGUUAACAAUUCGAUGGGCGGUCUCAGAGGUGGAAGCAACCUUGCUUCUUGGGUUGUCGCCGGAACCCUAGCUUAUUACCUUUGGAUCAAACCCGCACAAGACCUAAAACGCGAACAACAGGAAAAAGCUGCUCUUGCUACCUCUCCUGAUCCUUUUCGCUACGUCGAGACUCGAAAACCUGUUGCUGAUCCUCAAGUGAAUGGUUUGAUAUAUGGAAAUAACAACAAAGAAAAUUCAAAUAGGAGACAGGAUUAGCUUAUAGUAGCUUGAUUCAAAAUGGAAACAAUCAACAAUUAGGCUUAUAUUAUAUUUGGAUACAGGCUCAGUUUCAACUUGCUGUUGCUGUCCCUUAGUUCAUCUCUAAUAAAGGUUACCAUUUGUUGUAUAAAUGUUAUUGACAACAUACUCUAUUAAGGAUAUAAUAAAUUAAGGUUUCUAUUUUUAUUUUAUUUUUUAUAAUAAAUUGAGGUUUCUAUUUUACAUAGUAGAAAUGUUAUAGUGUACGUAUUUUCUUUAGUUUUGGGAAUGGGUGUUGGUAACAACCUAUCCUUCAGGAAACAUGUUAUUAAUAGUUAAAGAGCCUGUCAUUAAUCUGUUAUUACUGUAA